UGUUUGUCCUAAACAGGUUUGCUGUAAAACAGAUCUGCAUUGAUUGCCAUCCGAGCAAGCAGGUCGUAAGGCAGAUCACGAUGUCAACCAAAAUCUCAAUGGAGGGGGACUCUGUCCUAGAUGACUUUCACCAUAGCACUAGUGUUAUGUCUGCACACAUUGACAUCAGAAUGAAUUUCUUGAGGAAGGUGUUUGGUAUAUUAUCUGCACAGCUUUUGUUGACAGCUGUGGUGUCAGGCAUCUUUAUGUACUUUGAAGGAGUCAAGAGCUACAUACAAGAAAGUCCUGGUAUGCUGAUGAUUGCCUUUGUAUUGUCUUUCAUCUUCCUGGUUGCACUCAUGGUGAAGAGCAAGGAAUACCCAAUCAACAUGAUCCUUCUUACUUGCUUUACCCUGGUGGAAGCAUAUGCUGUCGGUACAGUUGUGACCUUCUAUGACAAGGCUAUAGUGAUCGAGGCUCUCGUCUUGACUUUAGCUGUUGCAUUCAGUCUUUUAGUCUUUACAGUGCAAAGCAGGAAAGACUUCAGUACAUGGGGUGCAGGUCUGUAUGCAGGCUUGAUGAUCCUCAUUGUUGGUGGUCUUCUUCAAAUCUUCAUUCCUCACUCUGACAUGCUGGAGCUCGUCAUCGCGAUCGGUGGGGCCAUCGUCUUCAGUCUCUUCCUCAUCUACGACAUCCACAUGAUCAUGCACAAGCUCUCACCAGAAGAGUACAUCAUGGCUUCUAUCAACCUCUACUUGGACCUUAUCAACCUCUUCCUCUAUAUUCUACGCAUCCUCAACUCAGCCCACAAGAAAUGAAUAUUCAUGACGACAUCGCUAUCUGGACCUCAUUAAUCUCUUCCAUUACAUUCUAUGUAUCCUCAACCAAGCCAUUAAGGAAGGAAUAUUCAGGAUGACAUCAUGGCUUCCAUUAUGGUUUCUAUCUCUAUGGUACGCUAUUCUGGUUUGGUUUAUAAACCCUCCGUCUGAUUGUCUGCUAUGUAGCUCUUUUAAGCAUUCUAUCACUCAUACUUUGAUAUUUUUAAGGAGAGUAAUGGAUUUUGAGGUACCCCAGGACAUUCAAGAAGAAAAUGGGGAAAAUAUCUAAACUGAUCAAAAGAAAACACAAAUGAAAAAGAACACUGAAAAAACAAACAUAGUCCGCCUUUCUUUUUACCAGAUGUCAAAAGAUAUGAAAUAUUUACAUUUAUAAGAUGGAUCCCUUUGGUCAGAUUAGAGUUAUUCUCACAUUUUCUUGCUUGAUAUUUUAAGAGAUCAUUUUAUGCAAUGAGAAAUCUCUCCUUAGCAAUAUGAAACCCAACUUUCAUCAUACUCUCAUGAACAUGUAUAUACAUUGGUAUUACAUAUGAUAUGUUCUAAAAGCAAAUUGGAUUUAUAUUUUUCAAAACAUUUGUACAUGUAUAUAUAUAUAUAUAUAUAUAUAUAUAUGUUUACAAUACUGUUUAUUAUGAUGGAUUGUAACUUGAAAUCGAAGCCUUGUUAAAUAUUUUGUCUCAUUCGAUAUAUAGGAAAUCAGGGGUACUUUGUAUUCAGUCUCAUUAGGUUACGAGUUUUAAAUUGGGAUUAAUUCAAGCAUGAAUACGCGAAGAGCAAUUUUUUUGAAGGUGUGUUUAUCAAGUGCAAGAUCUCCCAAAGUGUGAAAGUAGCACUGCUAGAAGAUGCAACUGAUCCUUGUAUAUAUGGUAGCUUAGUUGACUGACAGUCCUGUUAAUUGGUCUUAUGUUAAUUUUAAGGCUUGCAGACCCAAUCAUUAAGUAGACCAAGCAAAAUUUGAUUUACUUUAGCCCUUUGUUUGAUGGUACAUCAAGUGCUAACCUCUCUACUUUGUAAACUCUAGUAAUUCUGUAACAUAAUCAAAAUGAAGUAUUAUGAAAUGAACAGAAAAAAAAAUACAAGGUUUAUUGUUGAGUCAAAUAGUUACUUGUUUUCGGUAAUGAUAAUCUGUUUCAAAUUAAUAGGUUAACUCUUGGUCUCUAAAACAUUGUGUACUUAUUCUAAUCGUCUAGUUGGGUAUUAAAGUUAUUCUUUUAUGAACACAGCAUGUAUCUUGUGGUCCUUCCUUCAAGAUUUUGGGUGGUCUUCUCAUCUUUAAUAGACCAAAACUCUAGCACCUUCCAUCUUACAAAUUACCCAUUACUUGGAAAGUUCUCAACUGAUAAGCAUUAUGGUAUUGGGCUGUAACCUGUUUUGGGGUAGUUUUAACAAGUGUUUGAGUCCAGUUCACAGUAUAUUUAGUUUCUCAUAAUAGGUAAUGAAAUUAUAUGAAUGUGCUAUUAUUAAUGAAAGUAGACCUGUCCAUAAAAGAAUGCAUCAAGUAUUUACUUUUAUAGUUCAAAAUAAUAAUAUAUGAUAAAAAUUGUUGAUUUAUAUCUCUUUUAUGUACCAGCCAUUAAUAAUAUCACCAUUAUCUGUAUAUUUGUUUAACUUUUGUUGUUGUGCUGAAUGCCGAUACACUUUUCUAUUAAAUUUCUUUGUCAGAUAUGAUUUAUUAGUAAUUACAUAUUAUUAUCAACAAUUGAAUGAUUUUUUUUGGUCGUUUUUAGAAAUUUCUUAUCAUUUCUUUUGUUACUACCUACACUGUCACCACAAAGGUAUUGUAUAAAAAGAUAGAAAAAGUCUUAAUUUUAAGUACUCUCAAUAUGAAGAGUUUUUUGGUUGCUAUUAUAUUAAGCAUAUUAAUGUUGAUGGGAUGCAAAGGUUGUAUAUUUGACAUUGUGAAAUAAAAUUAAAUCUUUAUAUAUAUAUAU
Messenger RNA from Strongylocentrotus purpuratus (purple sea urchin), 2746 nucleotides. It is a transcript of the gene tmbim4, whose product is annotated as protein lifeguard 4. NCBI's taxonomy places the organism in Eukaryota, Metazoa, Echinodermata, Echinoidea, Camarodonta, Strongylocentrotidae. Bases 81 to 797 code for a protein of 238 amino acids. Gene Ontology annotation, cellular component: membrane. Gene Ontology annotation, biological process: negative regulation of apoptotic process. The transcript is spliced from 5 exons. The record is from RefSeq and is a predicted model, not a curated record.